GGUCACAGAACCGGAAGUGACGGAAUUUUCCGCAACACCGCUGAAACCUGGCAACCUCGGCCAAUCACAGUUCAACUUGGAAUAACGUCUUUGCGAGUGCGACAUCCCGCCUUGUUCAGAACCGCAGAAGUUUGUCUGUUACUCGGAAAAUAAGUGAAAACCCUCCGACAUCAAACCCGAGGAGUGAGGUCCGUGUGAGAGAUGGGGAGAGAGAAGGAGGCUAAAGGAGACGGGAAGCCCAAACACAAGGCUGCGAAACUGAAGAGGCUGAGUGACCAUGACAGUGCCGGGGCCGGUGGAGACACGCUCAGAGACAGCACAAAGCCAAAUAAAUCUGCAGAGAAAACCGAUAAUGGAAAGUCUAAGAAGGUCAAAACACCUAAGACAGAGACCCAGGAGUCAGCCAACAGUCUCAGUUAUUUGGUGAAAGAGGAGCCAGAGGAGGAGGACUUUACCGUGAAGAAGAAAGGGUUGAAAAGGAAAAGAAUUAAAGACGAGCACAUGGACAGUCCUUCGCAUCCUACUGCAAAAACUAACUCCAAGAAGAAAAAAAAGCUACCUGGGCUGGAAGACGAAAGUGGCAGAGAAGCUCAGAAAAAGAAGUCAAAGAAGAGGGCAGAAAAGGCAGUAAAGAAGGAGGAAGGAGAGCACCCAGUCUCCCAAAAACCUAAGAAGACAAAGCAGGAGGUUAAGGAGGCAAAACUGCUGAAGAUCAAAAAGAAAGAAGAGGAGGAGCAGAAUCGCUGGAGAUGGUGGGAGGAAGAAAAAUAUGAACAUGGGGUGAAAUGGAAGUUCCUGGAACACAAAGGACCUUACUUCUCCCCUGAGUACCAGCCUCUACCUGAUGACGUUCACUUUCUCUACAAAGGUAAGCAGGUGAAGCUGAGCCUGGCCGCUGAGGAGGUGGCAAUGUUCUUUGCCCAGAUGCUGGACCAUGAGUACACCACCAAAACAGUCUUCAGAGAGAACUUCUUUCAAGACUGGAGGAAGGAGAUGACCCAUGAGGAGAGAUUACUGAUUCAGGAUCUUGACAAAUGUGACUUUGGAGAGAUGCACGCGAUGCACAAAGCCAAGGUGGAGGCCAGGAAAAACAUGAGCAAGGAGGAGAAACUGGAUUUGAAAAAAGCCAAUCAGAAGAUAGUGGAUGAGUAUGGCUUCUGUCUGCUGGACCACCACAAAGAGCGUAUCGGCAACUUUAAGAUUGAGCCUCCAGGGCUGUUCAGGGGCAGAGGCGAACACCCAAAACAGGGCAUGCUGAAGAAAAGGAUCCAGCCAGAGAACGUCAUCAUCAACUGCAGCGAAGGGUGUGUCCCGGUGCCCCCUGUUGGUCACCGCUGGAAAGAAGUUAGACAUGACAACACUGUGACGUGGCUGGCCGGCUGGACUGAGAACAUCCAGAAUGCCAAUAAAUACGUCAUGCUCAACGCCAACUCAAAACUCAAGGGAGAGAAGGACUGGGAGAAAUACGAGGUCGCCAGGAAACUGAAGACAUGUGUGGACGAUAUCCGUAAGCAAUACCUCCUGGAUCUGAAGUCUAAAGAGAUGCGCACUCGCCAGAGAGCUGUGGCCCUCUACUUCAUAGACAAGCUGGCACUGAGAGCUGGUAAUGAGAAGGAGGAGGGUGAGACGGCAGACACGGUGGGCUGCUGCUCGCUCCGUCUCGAGCACAUCACCCUGCACGAGAAACUGGACGGCAGCGAUUGUGUGGUGGAGUUCGACUUCCUGGGUAAAGACUGCAUUCGCUACUACAACAAAGUCCCUGUCAUCAACAAGGUUUUUAAGAACCUUAAACUCUUCAUGGAGAACAAAAAACCUGGAGAUGCACUCUUCGACAGACUUGGUACAGGCCUGAUGAACAAGCAUCUCAGUUCCCUGAUGCCGGGUCUGACUGCGAAGGUCUUCAGGACGUAUAACGCCUCCAUCACCCUGCAGCAGCAGCUCAAAGAGCUCACAAACAAGUCUGACAAUGAGGCAGAGAAACUGCUGUCCUAUAACAGAGCUAACAGAGCAGUUGCUAUUCUCUGUAACCACCAGCGGGCACCGCCAAAGACUUUUGAUCAGUCUAUGGCAAACCUACAGGCCAAGAUUGAUGAUAGAAAGGAGAAGCUGGCCCUGGCUAAGACAGAGCUAAAACAGGCCAAGAAGGAGGCCAAGACUAAAGGCAGCUCAGACCCAAAGCUGCAGGUUCUGGUGGAACGGAAGAAGGUAGCGGUGCGGCGCUGUGAAGAGCAACUGCUGAAGAUGGAGGUCCAGGCAACUGAUAAAGAGGAGAACAAACAGAUUGCACUGGGUACCUCCAAGCUCAACUAUCUGGACCCACGCAUUAGUGUGGCUUGGAGUCGGAACAUGGAGGUACCUGUAGAAAAAAUAUAUAAUAAGAACCUUAGGGACAAGUUUGCCUGGGCCAUGGACAUGACAGAGCUCGACUUUGUAUUCUAACUUCAAACUUAUAAAACGUUCUCAUAAGCCGACACUGUGAUGCAAUUAAGGAACCACUUUAUAGAACAUACAGUACUUUAAUGUUGCAUUAGAACGUUCAAAGACUGCUGAUGUUGAACUCAAGCUCCAUCCUUGUGACAAAUUUUGUUUACUGCUGUCAAUUCCUCGUUAAUUAUGCACUUCACUUUGAAAAAUGUUGGUUAGUUUUAAGUUUGUUCAUUUUGUUUGUAUUCGUUUGAAUAAAGGUUCCUGUUAUGCAGUGACAGUGUAUUUACAGUUUGUCAAAAAUUAACCUUUGUGUGAAAAUGAUAAAUAUCUCUAAUUCCAUCUGUGAUAAAUGUGACAUAAGAACAUUUUAAACGAUAUAGAAGAUAAAUUCCCUGUUGAUCAGCUCAGCAGACCUUAAAGUCUAAUACUAAAAUGUCAUUUCAAUGCAUCAUAAACAAUAUAGAGCAAAAAAAAAAAAACCAUGCAACAAAGUCAUUCCAGAUAAUUUGCUUCUUAAAAUACAGCUUGAAAAAUUAACUGAAAAACAUUGAGCACCUCAGAGUUAAUUAUUUUUAAAAAAUGACUCAGCACCUGGCCAAAUAUUAUGUAAUACAUGACAAACAGUCGUAUUAAAUAGCUUUAAUAGAAGAAAAUCAGAAUUGGAAUGCAUCCAACAUCUUGGUCGUUAACAGUACUGCUUGUAAAACACUGCAGGCUUCAGAUGUUCAUGUUGGUGGGGAUGGAGCUUCUACUGGCCUGUCAGCCUGCAGGUUAUACUUCUCAGCACAGGCUUGGGCAAAGCUUUCCCCAUCGGCCAUCGCCUCACAGGACCGAAUUAACUAUGACAAACGAUGGCAGCGGAAAAAAA
Paralichthys olivaceus (Japanese flounder) is the source of this 3295-nucleotide messenger RNA. RefSeq names its product DNA topoisomerase I, mitochondrial. The record is from RefSeq and is a predicted model, not a curated record. Gene Ontology annotation, biological process: chromosome segregation; DNA replication; DNA topological change. Gene Ontology annotation, molecular function: DNA topoisomerase type I (single strand cut, ATP-independent) activity; DNA binding. Gene Ontology annotation, cellular component: nucleolus; chromosome. NCBI's taxonomy places the organism in Eukaryota, Metazoa, Chordata, Actinopteri, Pleuronectiformes, Paralichthyidae.